AUGAACACCCAACGCGCCGAGUACAUGAUGCUGCCCCCACUGCAGCCCACCUACGACGAGAAUGGCGAGCUCGCCGAGACGGUCACCUUCAACGCCUCUCUCAUGAAUGAACGCAGCGGCGAUGGCUCCGUCUCCAACGAGGACCUCGAGUCCCAAUCCGCCGUCGUGCGCGUCGUUCUGUUCCCUCUCGUCGUCAAGAAGGGCGACGACACGGGCGACGGCGACGAGGAAAUCGUCGUCUGCCCCGCCCAGGUUCUUGUCGCCCGCAACCACGACAAGCGCCGCUCCCUCUCGGGCAACGCCGGCCGUCUGCUGACGCCCUCAAGCGACGCCGGCGGGGCCGCCCUGUCCUACACGAACCGCAGCGACAUCAGCAUGCGCACCGACGGCACCUACAACCCGCAGCAGGCUCGCACCCCCGAGGCCGAGUACUUUGCCGGCGGCAUCUGA
Messenger RNA from Verticillium alfalfae VaMs.102, 450 nucleotides. RefSeq lists its product as hypothetical. The record is from RefSeq and is a predicted model, not a curated record. Bases 1 to 450 code for a protein of 149 amino acids. NCBI's taxonomy places the organism in Eukaryota, Fungi, Ascomycota, Sordariomycetes, Glomerellales, Plectosphaerellaceae. The transcript has a single exon.